This is a messenger RNA of Capsella rubella, 920 nucleotides long. RefSeq names its product protein MHF1 homolog. The transcript is spliced from 4 exons. The record is from RefSeq and is a predicted model, not a curated record. Gene Ontology annotation, biological process: resolution of meiotic recombination intermediates; replication fork processing. Gene Ontology annotation, molecular function: chromatin binding; protein heterodimerization activity. The coding region runs from base 198 to 632 and encodes 144 amino acids. NCBI's taxonomy places the organism in Eukaryota, Viridiplantae, Streptophyta, Magnoliopsida, Brassicales, Brassicaceae. Gene Ontology annotation, cellular component: FANCM-MHF complex; Fanconi anaemia nuclear complex.
AUUUAGGUCUGUAGCUUAGUAAAAUCCUCAAAAAAAUAUUUCAUUAAGCAUAAACUAAAGAGAACUCUUUGGAGAGGAUACUCGAAAACGCUGCGUUUUACUAUUUUUUUGUUUUCCCGCGUAUUUUUCUCCCAUUAUUAUCGGAUAGCCCCAACAAUUUCACCGGCGAAAAAAAAAACCUAACUAUUUGCUUCGCCAUGGACGUCGAAGGAGGAGAAGACAGAAGCGAUCUCCAGGUAGACCAAAUCGUCGAAGAAGAUUCCAUGGAUGAUCUCAUCAGAGACAGAUUCAGACUCUCCGCGAUCUCAAUCGCCGAAGCCGAAGCGAAGAAAAAUGGAAUGGAAAUAGGUGGAUCUGUUGUGGCAUGUAUAUCAGAUUUAGCCUUCAAAUAUGCAGAAAAUGUUGCAAAGGACCUUGAACUAUUUGCUCACCAUGCUGGACGCAAAGUUGUAAACAUGGACGAUGUUGUUCUCUCCGCGCAUAGAAACGAUAGCUUAGCUGCAUCUUUGAGGUCAAUGUGCAAUGAGCUAAAGGCAAAAGAGCCACAAUCUGAGAGGAAACGCAAGAAAGGAUCAGCUAAGAAAGAAGACAAAGCCAGUAGUAGCAAUGCUGUUCGCAUCACCGAUUUGUAAACUCUUAAAGCAGCUCGUAAAUACAUGCAUUCCUUUAUAUACAUAUAUAGAUUACAAACCUUGACGAAGAAGCCGUUAAAGAGCCUGGAACUUUUGUAGAAUGUUUUAUUUCUAUAGAAGACAUAUGCAUCAACCUCUUAUAUUAAGCAUAUAGCUAGCGUUCCUUCUGGGCCAGGAUCGAGAAGAAGACGUCCUUCACUAAAGUUUUGUGCUUCCGGGCGUUAUUGGAUUCUAAUAUUAUAAAGAGUUUUGAUGAUUUUGAAUAAAAUCAUAGAAGAUUUUAAAGGA